UCGUAGUCCAUUAUGCACAGAUUAUUAGCUUGUUCCACCAUAAAGCCAGUAUCUCGCUUUCCUUUACGCUUAUACUAUUCUACCGAAGUAACGAAGAGUACUAUCAAGGAGGGAUGGGAAGCUGUGAUUGGUAUUGAAGUCCAUGCUCAGAUUAACACGAAAACGAAAUUAUUUUCAGAUUCCUCUACUUCUUAUAAUGAUAUGGUCAAUACGCACGUAUCUCCCAUGGACGCAGCAUUUCCUGGUGUGCAGCCUCGCUUAAAUGAUCGUGCUGUUGAAUUGGCUGUUAAAACAGCUCUUGCUUUACAAGGACAAGUUCAGAAAAAAUCAACGUUUGACAGAAAGCAUUAUUUCUAUCCCGACCUUCCUCAAGGAUACCAAAUCACACAACAAAGAGAACCCAUUGCUAGAGGGGGAUAUAUCAAACUGACUCAUCAAGAUGGUGUAGAAAAUCCAAUUCGUGUCGGCAUUCAUCAACUUCAACUGGAACAAGAUACAGGCAAGAGUUUUCAUGAUAUGCGGCCUGGUGAAACAUUACUUGAUUUAAAUAGAGCAGGCACAGGUUUAAUGGAGAUUGUAACAAAGCCUGAUCUCAGAUCAUCUUAUGAAGCUGGUCUUCUUGUCAAGAAACUACAGAAUAUAUUGCAAUGGGUUGGAUCCUCCAAAGCCAAUUUAGAAGAAGGAUCUAUGCGUUGUGAUGUAAAUGUAUCUGUGAGAAGAAAGGGAGAAGGAUUUGGAACACGUUGUGAAUUAAAGAAUCUUAACCGAAUUCGAGUCUUGUCAAUGGCCAUUGAUGCUGAAAUCAAGCGUCAAAUUGAAGUGAUUGAAAAUGGAGGGCAAAUUGAAGAAGAAACGCGAAGAUAUGACGAAGGGAAAAAUACAACAUUUAGACUUAGAGACAAAGAAACUGCGCCUGAUUAUAGAUAUAUGCCUGAACCUGAUUUACCGCCCCUUUUGUUAUCUCAGGACUAUAUUGAUAAAAUAGCAAGUACACUAUCAGAAUUACCAGACGAGUGCUUAGACAGAAUUAUUCGACAAUAUGAUCUUAGUGUAGCCAAUGCCAAUUUAUUACUGCAUGAAUACAGGUGCGUGGACUUUUUUGAACAGAUUUGUGUUGGCCGAAACCCAAAAAUAGUAUCCAACUGGACACUGAACGAACUUUCAGGUGCGUUGGCAUCCAAAGAUAUUCCAUUUAAAGAGAAUCCUAUUUCUGUGAAACGUUUUGGGAAUUUGAUAGAUCUUGUCCAACAAGGAACAAUUACAGGCAACACUGGUAAAGAUGUACUUAAACUUAUGUUGACAAACCCUUCAGAGCCUUUGGAGAUUGUCAAGGAAAAAGGAUGGCUUAGGAUUACGGAUAAGGUGCAAAUAAAAUCACUGUGUGAUGAAUUAAUUAAAAAAAAUGAGACCAAGGUCAAAGCAGUUCAAAGUGGUGAUUUGAAACUCUUUAAAUGGUUUAUUGGUCAAGCUAUGGGUCGAACAAGAGGAAUGGCUGAUCCCAACACACUGAAUCUUGUAUUGAGUCAAGCUUUAGGUUGGUCUUCUUAUGAAGAUAUGAUGAGUAAUAGCAGUAACAAGUUGAAGAGCGAGAAAAAAUGAAUCUUAUUGGAUGACAAGAAUAAUAAAGUUCACUGUUAAUCUAAUAGUGCGGGUAGUAAAAG
Molecule: messenger RNA, 1661 nt
Organism: Gilbertella persicaria
Lineage: Eukaryota; Fungi; Mucoromycota; Mucoromycetes; Mucorales; Choanephoraceae
Product: aspartyl/glutamyl-tRNA amidotransferase subunit B
Exons: 9
Coding region: 13-1599 (528 amino acids)
Biological process (GO): mitochondrial translation; glutaminyl-tRNAGln biosynthesis via transamidation
Molecular function (GO): glutaminyl-tRNA synthase (glutamine-hydrolyzing) activity
Source: RefSeq, a predicted model, not a curated record